AUGAGACUAUCUCUCCUACUUUCAUCUCUUGCCGCCUUCACCUCCCUCGCCUCCGCAAGCCUUCAAUACCGCGGUGCCGAUAUCUCCUCACUCAUCGUCGAAGAAGAUGAUGGCAUAUCAUACAAAAACACGAAUGGCGCCAGCGCAAAACUCGAGACUAUUCUCGCCGAUAAUGGUGUGAACACUAUUCGGCAACGACUAUGGGUUAAUCCAAGCGGUGGCACAUAUGGUUUAGAUUAUAACCUGGAGCUUGCGGCGAGGAUGGUGAAAGCGGGGAUGAAAAUCUAUCUUGAUAUGCAUCUUAGUGAUACGUGGGCAGAUCCAAGUCAUCAAACAACCCCAUCUGGCUGGUCUACAACAGAUAUCGGCACAUUAUCAUGGCAACUAUACAACUACACACUGGAUGUCUGCAACAGCUUCGCCGCAGAAAACAUCCCCCUUGAGAUUGUGUCCAUUGGCAACGAGAUUCGCGCCGGUCUUUUGUGGCCCCUCGGUUCAACCAGUAGCUACUACAACAUUGCUACACUACUCCACUCCGCUGCAUGGGGAAUCAAAGACUCCAACCUCGCUACUAAACCCAAGAUCAUGAUCCAUCUAGACAAUGGAUGGUCGUGGAGUGAACAAUCCUACUUCUAUGAUACGGUGUUAGCAGAGGGGCCUCUGCUCAAGACGGAUUUCGAUGUCAUGGGUGUCAGCUAUUAUCCGUUCUACAGCAGCUCGGCUACACUGGCGUCGCUCAAGUCCACUUUGGCUGAAAUGGCUUCGACAUGGGGCAAAGGGUUGAUCGUUGCCGAGACCAACUGGCCAUAUGCUUGUCCUAAUCCAGCAUACUCUUUCCCUUCUGAUCUGAAAAGUAUCCCAUUCUCGGCUGCUGGUCAGACGACUUUCUUGAAAGAUGUUGCGAGCGUUGUCGCAGGGACAACUAAUGGCUUGGGACUGUUCUAUUGGGAGCCAGCGUGGAUUGGGAAUGCGGCGCUUGGCUCUAGUACCGUCGCAUCAGCUAUGAUCAACGACGAAGAGUCUCGGCAUGCUCCAGCGUCCGAAGAGACGCCAUUGCUCGCAGAAACCAGCGUUGGAGAAACAACAGCAUCUUUAGGGCAGAAUGGAUACGAAAGUGACGAUGAUGUGGCUCCAACUAUUCUCUCGGGAAAACGCGCGUUAGUAGUUGCUUCUGCAGUAGUAUGUUUAUUGUUUAUUCAAGCUACCAAUAUUACAACGGUGUCAACGACGCAAUCGGAUAUCGCCGCAGACCUCGACGCAUUCUCCAAUACACCUUGGCUGACAUCAGCAUAUAUGAUUUCUGUCGCUAGCCUCACGCCAGUAGGAGGUCGCCUGUCGCAGAUUUUCUCUCUUCGUGCCAUUUUAUCCCUAUCAAGCCUUCUCAUAUCGAUCGGUUUAUUGAUUACAGCCACUGCUCAGACAUUUCCCGUCUUCAUCGUUGGGCGCAUCAUUACUGGGUUAGGGUCUGCUCUGAUAUACUCAACACAGACUAUAAUCGCCUUGGAACUGUCUUCAAAGAAACGACGAGGACUUCUCAUAGGAUGCGUAUAUACGACUGUCACAGUGGGUAUUGCAGCUGGGGCUAUUAUAGCCGGUGCUAUGACCCCGAGGUUUGGAUGGCGGUCACUAUAUUACAUACAAUCGCCGAUAUGUUUUAUCCUUACCCCAGUUCUAUACCUAGCAAUUCCACCAACCGGCCAGGACAAGGAAUCCAAACCUGAGUCUUUUAGAAAGAGGCUCGCGCGAAUUGACUAUUGGGGGAUCUUGACAAUGACUGCAGCAAAUGUCCUGUUGCUCUAUUCACUUUCUAGGCCCAACAUCUCCUAUACAUACAUCGCCAUCUCUCUGGUUCUAUUCGUAAUCUUCCUUGCAGUUGAAUCAACACCGGCAAUUGCUCCUGAACCUAUUGUUCCAAUUUCUAUUGUUCGUUCUCGCGGAGUCUUAUUGUCCGGUAUUUCAUCAACCGGCAUCAUGAUGGCCCGCUGGGCGAUUCUAUUUUACCUGCCUGUAUAUGGCAUUGCGGUGCGCGGGUGGAGUCCCGCGGAAGGUGGUGUUAUCAUGAUUCCUACCAAUGCUGGUUUUGCCUUGGGUGGGCUUUUAGUGGGCUGGAUACACAUUCGGAAGGCUACAAGUUACUAUGUUUGUCUAUUGAUUGCCGUCCUCUCGACUCCCAACUCAUCGGUCAUUCUUUAUGCGAUCGUCCUCUUCACAAACGGAUUUACCUGUGGCGCGUUUUUGAACUACACGGUAUCGCAUGUCCUCCACCUCACAGCCCCUUCAACACAUUACAUUGUCACGGGCCUUAUUUCAACGUUCCGAUCUACCGCCGGUAGUUUCGGAUCUGCCAUCGGUGGCGGUAUUUUCUCGCGAGUGUUGAGACGCCGUCUUGAAGAAGGGUUCGCUGACGGCAGCUACGAUGACGGCGCCAUCGCUGAUGAUCAACAGGAAUUGAUCCGAAAGCUAAUGGGCAGCCCUGCUCUAGUGUGGCAGUUGGAGGGAUAUGAAAAGCAAGCAGCUAUUUCAGCAUAUCAGGAUGCGCUGCGGGCAAUGUUUUUGGCAGGUGUAGCGUUGGUCUUGGUGAUGACAUUUGCCCAGGCGGGUACUGGGUCAACCAAAGGGGUUGAGGCUAAUGAGGAUGAAGUCGACGUCAACGCCCAUGACCAUGAGGAUUAA
Talaromyces amestolkiae is the source of this 2673-nucleotide messenger RNA. RefSeq lists its product as uncharacterized. Bases 1 to 2673 code for a protein of 890 amino acids. Gene Ontology annotation, molecular function: transmembrane transporter activity; glucosidase activity. Gene Ontology annotation, biological process: pectin catabolic process; transmembrane transport. The record is from RefSeq and is a predicted model, not a curated record. The transcript has 8 exons. NCBI's taxonomy places the organism in Eukaryota, Fungi, Ascomycota, Eurotiomycetes, Eurotiales, Trichocomaceae.